Pseudogymnoascus verrucosus is the source of this 432-nucleotide messenger RNA. RefSeq lists its product as uncharacterized. The record is from RefSeq and is a predicted model, not a curated record. The coding region runs from base 1 to 432 and encodes 143 amino acids. The transcript has a single exon. Lineage: Eukaryota; Fungi; Ascomycota; Leotiomycetes; Thelebolales; Thelebolaceae.
AUGGAGUCAGCCCCAACGACGCCGCCGCACAGGUCGCUGGUUGCCUCAAAACCGAGGAUUUUGAGAGGGGUUGCUCUACUGAGAGAUUUCGAGAGAGCCAAGGUUUCUGAUGAGGCCAAGGAUUUUAGAGAGACUAAGGGUUUUGAUGAGACUCAAGGCUUUAAUGCUAUCGGUUCUGAGGAGUCUCGCGUUUCUGGCAAGACUCAGACUUCUGAGAAGGCUCGGUUUCUGAGGAUAUUCAUGUUUCUGGAGGGAUUCAGAUUCCGCGGAGGUCAGAGAGUUGCGUAUGAACCUCAAAGACUGCGGUCUGAAACUGAAUCCACCCCACCGGACCAAGGGCAACAGCACAGAGGCGGGAUGAGCGACUUCGUGGCGCAACAAAAAGAAAGACGAGAGGCGAUUAAAACAACUCACUAUCCCUCUCCCAUCUAA